Boleophthalmus pectinirostris (great blue-spotted mudskipper) is the source of this 1303-nucleotide messenger RNA. It is a transcript of the gene lemd1, whose product is annotated as LEM domain containing 1. Gene Ontology annotation, molecular function: DNA binding. The coding region runs from base 189 to 1274 and encodes 361 amino acids. The record is from RefSeq and is a predicted model, not a curated record. Lineage: Eukaryota; Metazoa; Chordata; Actinopteri; Gobiiformes; Gobiidae. The transcript is spliced from 9 exons.
ACGCCUCAGAGGAGAGGAAGUAAACACACAUGCAACAAGCCACCUGUCAAUCAGCUCGUCUGCUGCAGCUGUUCCCGUGCAGCCUGUGGUCCCUCUGAGCGUGCACGGGUCGGAGAAAGCGCUCUCAUAAAGUUUUCCAAGAGAUCAGAUAAAUUUGCGUUUUCAUUUUGACUGUUGAUUGAAAAGGCAUGCCUGUUUUUGUGGAGGAUCCAUCGCAACUUUCAAAAGCGAGGCUAAAGUCGGACUUAAUUGCCCACAAUGUAGCGCUGCCACCUGCCACGAGCCGAAAGGGAAUUUACGUAGAGUUGCACACGAGGCACGUUGAUCAGAAAAAAUGUGCGGAUUUCUCUAGCGACGAGGACGCAGAAACAGAUGAAGAGACAAAUUAUGCAGAAAUACUGGAUCCAAGCAGUUUGACCGAUGAUGGCCUCAAAGCUGCUCUUCUACAACAUGGGGUGAAAGCAGGACCUAUAGUUGCCUCCACAAGGGCUCUCUAUGAACGGAAACUCCGAAACCUGCUUUUCUCCAAUGGCCACGACAAAGUGAAUGACAAAGUGGACGAAGCAGAUGAAGCCGUGCUGUAUUCUGACAGUGAGGAAGAGGAAAACAGUGAGGAAGAGGAAGAAAAGCCAGCCACUGAAGAGAUCCAAACCCAGACAGAACCAGCUGACCAGUGCCAAGAGGAUGACACACAGGAGUUAUCAUCUCAAGGUGAAGAUUAUGUUUACCCGCAGUGCUUUUUAGUGUCAUCAAGGCAGCGUGUCUGUGCUGCUAAAAACAGCAAACCUUGUCCCAAGCGGAAUCCAAGGAAUGUGUUAAAAUCAUCGCACAGCGCUCAAAUUCCCAGUGGCAUUAGCAGAGCAUCCUCUAUAGAUCAGCCCUCAGGAUUAGCAACAGGGUUAUCAGAACAACAGUCUAUUUUAUCCAAUGGCUCUUUAAUAUCAUCUCAGAACUUCAGUAUUACACAGAUGGUGGAAGAGAUGGAGGGUCGGACUUCGUGCUCGUCUCUUGCAGAUGCUUCAGACAUUAACCAGAGCGUUGUGCAAAGCCAUUGGUCACGGUCCAACAGGCCUGUGGUCAAGGUGCCAUUUGAGGACAAGUAUAAUUCACCUGACCUACAGUUCUACACUCCUAUGGCUGGAUUUAAUGAAUGGACAAGAAAGGCACUAUAUAGAUAUUUCACAGUUUACCUCUGUAUUUCAUAUCUCUAUUUAGUUUGGUGUUGGCUAAUUUUAACAAAGUUUAUUUCUCACUUUUACAUGCAUGCACUUUAAAGUUCUUUGCCUAUGACACUAAAAUUCAC